GAACAGUAGUGAGCUGUCAUUUAAAUGUCAAAGCUAAAAGUGUAACCGUGGUGUAACUUUUCAUCCUAAAUUUAAGCCUACAGGCUGUUAUUUCGAAGCGCUAGUUUAAUUUAUGUGUUGAAAUAUUGAAGUAGGCUGUGGUGUAGAUCACACAUCCAACUUGUGCUUAAAUCAACAUUCUAAAAUUCGCUGGCGAGGAUAAAAUAAUGACUUUUUAUUCAGAUAAAGUAGAGAAUUUUUUGGCUGGAGCUUCAAUAAACUAUGAUCAUUCAGGAUAUGAAGCAACAACAACAAUGUUCUCUGCUGCUGACCAGUCAUCAACUAGUGGGUCAAAAAUCAGCCAUGUAACUCUUACAAAUUCUGACCCAUUGUUUUCAUCCCUUCGUGAAUGGCUUGAUUGUCGGUCACAAUGUUUGCCUGAUGAGGAAGUACUUAAUGAAUCAAAUGGUCUAAUUGAUGCUGGGCUGCAGUUUGUUGAGAUGGCAGCAAGUGCAUUAGAAACAGUGGUUCAAAACAAAGAAGAUUUGAGACACUGCUUCAAAGUACCUCUCACUGCAAAUGUCUUACCUCUACAUUAUAAUCAACAUAAGAAUUUCAUAGACAUGGUCCAGUGUUUAGGUGAAGUAGGUAACAAAUAUGAAGAUUACUCAAUGAUCUCUACUGAUAAAGUGGUUUCAAGUGUACAUCAAUUUCUGGACAAACUGGAAAGUGCAGAGAAAAAGGUUGUGGAUGUGCAAAAAAUUUCCAUUAUUACAGCUGCAGAUAUUGAAGAAGUCAGAAAUAAAUUUUAGACAAAAUUACGACAUGUUUAUUGAAACUGUACAAUAUUGAGAGGUGAAAUUGACAGUGACAAUAUUUUUGAAAAUGUUUCUUGUCUCUGUGUACAUUUCUCCAUUCCUGUAAUUUGGGAAGUAAUGAAAAAAAAGCUUGUUCA
This is a messenger RNA of Daphnia pulicaria, 934 nucleotides long. RefSeq lists its product as uncharacterized. The record is from RefSeq and is a predicted model, not a curated record. Lineage: Eukaryota; Metazoa; Arthropoda; Branchiopoda; Diplostraca; Daphniidae. The coding region runs from base 207 to 791 and encodes 194 amino acids. The transcript is spliced from 3 exons.